CGCACUGUGAGCAAUACCCGCAGUCAGGCGGUGCCAAGGCUGUCCUCAUCACGUGAGACCCGCGGGUGCAGCACCACCAGGCAGCAGCCAUCAGCGGCAUCCCGUGGCUCUGCACGACUGAAAAGAAGCAGGAGCAACAGGCCCGGUGGGCCCGUGCGGGUGCGAGACAGCUCCCGUGUGCAGCGUCGGGCCCAAGCUCCCUAUGCACGGCCCAGAAGACGCUCCCAGGGCAGCCGCACACCAGGAGCACGAGCUGGGAGGAGCCCCCGCAGACAGGCUGCGCCCAGGCUGUCCCAGGGCUCACCAGCACGUGCGAGCCGCAGCCGCAGCAUCACAAGACAGCGGCCAUCAGCAUCAUCCCGUGGCUCCAGAGCACGACAAAGAGGCAGCGCUUCAAGAUCCACCGGGCCUGUGCGGGUGCGAGACCGCUCCCGCUCGCAACGCCGGGCCCAAACUCCCAAUACGCGGCGCAAAAGACGCCGUUAGAGCAGCCACACACCAGCACCACGUGCAAAGAGGA
This is a messenger RNA of Neopsephotus bourkii (Bourke's parrot), 520 nucleotides long. Its product is annotated as zinc finger Ran-binding domain-containing protein 2-like. The annotation marks the transcript as partial. The record is from RefSeq and is a predicted model, not a curated record. Lineage: Eukaryota; Metazoa; Chordata; Aves; Psittaciformes; Psittacidae. The transcript has a single exon.